Hypanus sabinus (Atlantic stingray) is the source of this 6210-nucleotide messenger RNA. RefSeq names its product lysine demethylase 5A (gene kdm5a). Gene Ontology annotation, molecular function: histone demethylase activity; DNA binding. NCBI's taxonomy places the organism in Eukaryota, Metazoa, Chordata, Chondrichthyes, Myliobatiformes, Dasyatidae. The transcript has 28 exons. The record is from RefSeq and is a predicted model, not a curated record. Gene Ontology annotation, biological process: chromatin remodeling. Gene Ontology annotation, cellular component: nucleus. Bases 311 to 5278 code for a protein of 1655 amino acids.
GGCGGCGCGAGGCUCGGGGGAGCUCGGGUCCAGCCGCCCCUUGUCCGCCGCCGCUGCCGCCGCGUUCAGUCUGGGCUGGAGGGCAGUCCGGAGGGAGGGACGGAGGAGCGCUCGGCCCGCCUCCUACUCAUCCUUGCUCCAGUGUGUGCGCGGCUGUCGGAGGCCUGGCCGUGCUGAGGGGCGGUGGCGAGAGCGCCGGCCGACGCUGGGAUUGCCCCGGGCCCCCACCCCCCCAAGACCCCUAACCCCCUCCUGGCCCAUUCUUUGUGUCCGGAUUGCUCGCUCGCUGGCCCCCUGUCAGGCCGCAGUCAUGUGGGUCUUCUCUGAGUUCAUCCCGCCGCCCGAGUGUCCGGUGUUCGAACCCAGCUGGGAGGAAUUCAAUGAGCCGCUCGCCUACAUCAACAAGAUCAGGCCCAUCGCCCAGAGGAGCGGUAUCUGCAAAAUACGCCCGCCUAAGGACUGGCAACCGCCUUUUGCUUGUGAGGUGAAAAAUUUUCACUUCACACCAAGAAUUCAACGACUCAAUGAGCUGGAGGCACAGACCCGGGUGAAGUUGAACUUUCUAGAUCAUAUUUCAAAAUUCUGGGAACUGCAGGGAUCCACUCUGAAAAUCCCACAUGUUGAGAGGAAAAUGUUGGAUUUGUACACACUCAGUAAGGUCGUUGCAAGUGAGGGUGGAUUUGACCUGGUAUGUAAAGAAAAAAAAUGGGCUAAAGUGGCCAGUCGGAUGAGCUACCCCCAAGGAAAGGGCAUCGGCUCACUUUUACGAUCCCACUAUGAGAGGAUUUUAUAUCCAUACGAAUUGUUUCAGUCAGGUGCCAGUCUACUGACUCCUGGAAAUGCGUCUGUGCGAAUCUUCCCUGACUCUGUGAAAACCUUGAAUCAGGGUGAUUCUUCUGAAGAUGAUUUUGCCAAAAACCCAGAGCUGAGGAAGCUUCAGAUCUUCGGUGCUGGUCCCAAAAUGUUGGGCCUUGGACUUAGGAUGAAGGAUAGAGAGGAUGAAGAGUUCUCAGUGAAAUCAAUGGGACAUAAGAAGAGUGCAGAGUCACAAUUGCCUCGCAUGCAGAUGAGACAGCGGAAAGGAGCAUUGGCUGUAAACUUUAUUGACUUGUAUGUUUGCCUUGUAUGUGCACGUGGCGAUGAUGAAGACCGCUUGCUUUUAUGUGAUGGAUGUGAUGACAGUUACCACACUUUUUGUCUCAUUCCCCCCCUCAUGGAUGUGCCGAAGGGAGAUUGGAGAUGUCCCAAGUGUGUGGCUGAGGCAUGCAGUAAGCCACCAGAGGCAUUUGGCUUUGAGCAGGCAGUCAGGGAGUACACUCUCCAGAGCUUUGGUGAGAUGGCAGAUAACUUCAAGUCAGAUUACUUCAACAUGCCAGUACAUAUGGUCCCAACAGAGCUAGUGGAGAAGGAAUUCUGGCGACUUGUCAGUAGCAUUGAGGAGGAUGUUAUUGUGGAGUAUGGUGCCGACAUCACAUCAAAGGAAUUUGGCAGUGGAUUCCCAGUUAAGGAGACCAAAAGGAGGCUGCUUCCUGAAGAGGAGGAAUAUGCUAAUUCUGGUUGGAACUUGAACAACAUGCCGGUCUUGGAGCAGUCCGUAUUGACGCACAUCAACGCUGACAUCUCUGGAAUGAAGGUCCCUUGGCUCUACGUGGGGAUGUGCUUCUCUUCAUUCUGCUGGCAUAUCGAAGACCACUGGAGCUACUCUAUUAACUUUCUGCACUGGGGUGAACCAAAGACAUGGUAUGGGGUACCUGGAUAUGCUGCUGAACAACUUGAGCUUGUCAUGAGGAAGCUGGCUCCAGAGCUCUUCCAUUCUCAGCCAGAUUUACUGCAUCAGCUAGUGACCAUUAUGAAUCCUAAUAUUUUGAUGGAGCACGGUGUUCCAGUGUUCCGAACAAAUCAAUGUGCUGGUGAGUUUGUGGUUACUUUCCCAAGAGCUUAUCACAGUGGAUUCAACCAGGGAUACAACUUUGCAGAAGCAGUGAAUUUCUGUACUGCAGACUGGCUCCCCAUGGGUCGGCAAUGUGUCAGCCAUUAUCGGCGCCUGCACCGUUACUGCGUGUUUUCACAUGAAGAGUUGAUCUGCAAGAUGGCAGCUGAUCCGGAGGGUUUGGAUGUUGAGCUGGCUGCUGCUGUCUACAAAGAGAUGCUGACCAUGAUUGAGGAAGAGAGGCAAUUGAGGAAGACUGUCUUCCAAAUGGGUGUGGUUGAUUCUGAACAAGAGGCAUUUGAGUUGUUGCCUGAUGAUGAACGGCAGUGCGAGACGUGUAAGACAACCUGUUUCCUGUCUGCUGUUACGUGCGUCUGUGACCCCAGUAGGCUCGUGUGCCUUUAUCAUGUUAAAGAUCUUUGCAACUGCCCAAUGAAAAAGCUCUGUCUCAGGUAUCGUUAUACACUGGAUGAGCUACCUUCUAUGCUUUAUGGUGUGAAAGAGCGAGCCCAGUCUUAUGACACCUGGGUGAGUAAAGUGAGAGAAGCCUUGGAAGCGGAACUUAAUCACAAGAAAGAUCUUUCUGAACUGAAAGCUCGGCUAGAAGAAGCAGAAGAGAAGAAAUUCCCUGAGAAUGACCUGCUGCGACAGCUACGGGCUGCUGUCAAAGAAGCAGAAACUUGUGCUUCUAUCGCCCAAUUACUUGUCAGCAGAAAGCAGCGCAGCAGACCUAAACCAGAAGGUGGAAAAACUCGAACAAAGCUAACUGUUCAUGAGUUGAAAGCAUUUGUGCACCAGUUGUACAGCCUGCCUUGUGUCAUCAGCCAAACUCGACUGGUUAAGGAACUGCUGGACAGUGUCGAAGAAUUCAAUGAACGAGGCAAGGAAGCUUUAUCAGAUAAAAUUCCUGAUUCCUCUAAGUUGCAACUGUUAAUAGAACUGGGUUCUGAAUUGGACGUGGAGUUGCAAGAACUCCCCAAGCUGAAACAACAUCUCCAGCAGGCUCGUUGGCUUGAUGAAGUUAACCUCACCCUUUCAGACCCUGAUAGAGUCACACUGGACACAAUGAAGAAGCUUAUAGACUCUGGCAUUGCUCUGGCACCUCAUCCUGCAGUAGAAAAGGCAAUGGCUAAUUUACAGGAGCUCUUGACGGUAUCUGAACGGUGGGAAGAGAAGGCCAAGGUCUGUCUACAAGCCAGGCCAAGACAUGGUAUGGCAACGCUGGAUGGUAUUAUAAAUGAAGCAAAGAAUAUUCCUGCAUAUCUGCCGAAUGUCCUGGUUCUUAAGGAAGCUCUGCAGAAAGCCAAAGACUGGAUGGCAAAAGUGGAAGUUAUACAGAAGGGAUCUUGCAAUGCCUAUUUGGAUCAGCUGGAAAGUCUGCUAGCAAAAGGUCGCCCCAUCCCAGUACGGCUUGAUCCCCUUCCUCAAGUGGAGUCCCAAGUAACUGCUGCUCGUGCCUGGAGAGAACGAACUGCGAGAACCUUCCUGAAGAAGAACUCUACCUACACGUUAUUACAGGUGCUGAGUCCCAGGACAAAUAUCGGAAUAUACAGUAGUGGGAAGAAUAAACGGAAAAAAAUGAAAGCAUUAGUGAAAGACAGAGAGCUAGAUUUGGAAAGCAUAAGUGACUUGGAAGAGGUGACUGAACAAUCCAGUGAUCCAAAUGCAGUUAUUGCAAGCUUCCGAGUAAUGGAACAGAAAGAAUGUGAAGCCAUGCAUUCUCUGAGGGCAGCAAAUUUAGCUAAAAUGACAUUGGUGGACCGUAUCGAAGAGGUGAAGUUCUGUGUAUGUCGGAAGAUAGCCAGUGGGUUUAUGCUUCAGUGUGAACUUUGUAAAGACUGGUUUCACAGCACUUGUGUUACACUUCCAAAAACUGGCACACAGAAGAAAGGACUAGGUUGGCAAACUAAAGAAGUGAAGUUCUUGUGUCCAUUGUGCAUGCGAUCCCGACGACCAAGACUUGAGACCAUCUUGUCACUCCUUGUUUCCCUUCAGAAGCUUUCAGUUCGUUUGCCAGAAGGAGAUGCUUUGCAAUGCUUGACAGAGAGAGCAAUGAGUUGGCAAGACCGAGCUAGACAAGCCCUAGCUACAGAGGAACUGUCUUCUGCACUUGCCAAGUUGUCUGUAUUAAGCCAGCGCAUGGUGGAGCAGGCAGCUAGGGAAAAGACAGAGAAGAUUAUUAGUGCUGAAUUGCAAAAGGCAGCAGCUAAUCCAGAUUUACAGGAACAUUUACAGAGUGUUCAGCAGUCUGCCUUCAGCAGGGCCAUGGGGAAUCUGGCAUCCUCACCCAGAAAAUCUCUUGAUUUAGAUGAGGAGGAAACAGACUCUGAUGAUGAUGUCAGGGAAGCAUAUUGCUAUGAGAAAAAAGAUGGUGCAAGCAGCGUGUCCUCUGGUAGCAUGGAGCCAAACCUGUUCUGUGAUGAAGAAAUUCCAAUAAAAGCAGAGGAAGUGGUGUCACAUGUGUGGCCAGCUGCACCUUCUUUCUGUGCAGAACAUGCUUAUUCUUCAGCAUCAAAGUCCUGUUCACAAGGUUCUGGAACUCCUCGGAAGCAGCCCCGUAAGACACCACUGGUGCCACGCAGCUUGGAACCACCUGUGCUGGAGUUAUCACACAGUGCAAAAGUUCAGCUUGAGGAGUUAAUGAUGGUGGGAGAUCUUCUGGAAGUGUCCCUGGAUGAGACGCAGCAUAUUUGGAGAAUACUGCAGGCUACACACCUUCCUGCAGAGGACAGAUUUCUGCAGAUAGUGGAGGAUGAUGGCCCAGAGGAAAAAGCCAUCCGAAUUAAAGUCAAGGAUUCUUCUGAGAAAAAGCGAAAGCGGAAACUGGAAAAAACUGAACUGAUCUUGGGUGAGAGCAAGAAGUUAAAGGAGCUUAGAAAGUUUGACAAGCCCAAAAAGAAAAAGCUAAAGCUGAACCCUGAGAAAACAAAGGAACAGAACAAACUAGUGAAGAAAUUGGGCAAAGAAGAAAAAGACAGAGAGAAGAAGAGAAAAGAGAAGUCUAAAGAGAAUACAGAGAAAAUCUUAGAAAAGAAAGAAAAGAAAUUGAUUUUACCGGCUCGAGAGGAUUGGUCUGCAGCAGAGGAGUCGGAGGAUGAAAAUGCAGUUUGUGCUGCUUUGAAUUGUCAGCGUCCCUGUGGAGAAGAGGUUGACUGGGUGCAGUGCGAUGGAGGCUGUGACGAAUGGUUCCAUCAGGUCUGUGUGGGUGUCUCAUCCGAGAUGGCAGAGAAUGAGGAUUACAUCUGUACCACAUGUGCCAGGCAAGUGCCUCCUGGCAUCAGAACAGCUGAGCUGGCUGGAACAUAUACAGGCACGUCGUUCUUGGAAGAUUCAAAGGACAGCAGCUAGUCCAUGCCUUUUAUGGGAAGAACUUUCAAGCUUUCAGAUUGAAACAGGACUCCAGUCAGAACUGACAUGAACAGAAAUCCCUCGCAGCCUGCCUUUUUAACGAGGGAAACAGAACAUAUGGUUAAGGUUGGGGUUGUAAAACUGCAGUCAGAAACAUCUUGUACACUACAUAGUGCUUGGAAAAAUGCCUGUUUGGAUUUGGGGGAUCUGAGGGAGUGAAAUGAGGGGAGGAAUAGUUGCAGGAAAAGGGAAGUUGAAAUAGUGAGGGGAGCCACAGUGACUUCUAUAAUAUAUCCCCAUCAGGCAUGCACAAGUUCAUCUCCAGCUCAAGCAAGAAGGCAAGAAUUUAAUUAGUUUCAAGUCCUCUUUUGUUAACUAUUUUUAAUUAUAUUUGGGUUUGAAGUUGGACUUUGAAUUUUUCAUACUUUGAGCUUUAAAGCAGGCCCUUUAUUUAAAAGUGUAGGACAUCUCGCAGUUUAGUGUUGGCAGCUCUUAAUGACUGUAAAUGACUCUUCUGUACAUCUUGGGCUUUGUAUUGGAUAACCAAGUAGAUAUUAUACGUACAGAGUGCCCUUGUUGAACAAGGGACCAACAAUACCUCGAAAUAGUUCACAGGUGAGAUCACAGUUAAUGGCAUACAUGCACCAAUUAUGCCUUCUGACCCAGCUAAACUAAAGAGGACAAACACAUUCUUCCUAAUUUCAGUGAUUUUAAGUAUUUAUGCUUGUUUUGCUGUAAAAUACUAAGCUGUAAAACUUUGUGUCAAUGUUUCCCUGUUUUUAUUUAUCAAUUUUUCCAUAUGAAUUUAUUUGGCAGGGUGGAGAAUAUCAGUUUUUCUGCUGAUGUAAUGUGUAGCAGGAUAUAACUUUUAUCUAAGUCUGAGGAUUAAUCACUUGUUGCAAUUUAAAACUAAUACAACAACUAUAAAACUG